Messenger RNA from Apus apus (common swift), 2715 nucleotides. RefSeq names its product large 60S subunit nuclear export GTPase 1 (gene LSG1). Gene Ontology annotation, cellular component: cytosol. Gene Ontology annotation, molecular function: GTP binding; GTPase activity. The record is from RefSeq and is a predicted model, not a curated record. NCBI's taxonomy places the organism in Eukaryota, Metazoa, Chordata, Aves, Apodiformes, Apodidae. The coding region runs from base 15 to 1973 and encodes 652 amino acids. Gene Ontology annotation, biological process: ribosomal subunit export from nucleus. The transcript is spliced from 14 exons.
CCGGCGGGAGGGCCAUGGGCAGGAGACGCGGCGCGGGGCUGGGCCGGUGCCUGCAGCGGCAGCGGGGCCUGGAGCGCCGCGGCGCCGCCUCCUGGCUGCACGCCAGCGAGGUGGGCGGCGAGCGCGGCCCGGAGCUGCGGUCGGCGGCCGAGCAGAGCCCGCUGGAGGAGUUCCUGGCCACAGCCGAGCUGGCCGGCACCCGCUUCGAGGCCGAGCGGCUGAACAUCCAGAUCGUGUCUGCCCAGAGCCGCACGGGGCUGCUGACGGCGCAGGAGGCCCAGCGCGUCCGGCAGCUGCACGAGCAGAACCGGCAGUUCCUGCGCAUCCCGCGGCGGCCAGGUUGGGAUAGGACAACCAGUGCAGAGGAGCUGAAGCAAGCUGAGAGGGAGAGCUUCCUCGAGUGGCGGCGGCAGCUUGCCCACCUUGAAGAGGAAAAAAAAUUAAUUCUAACCCCAUUUGAACGAAACUUGGAAUUUUGGCGUCAGCUCUGGAGAGUCAUUGAAAGAAGUGAUAUUGUAGUCCAGAUUGUAGAUGCUAGAAAUCCCCUUCUGUUUAGAUGCCAAGAUCUGGAAAGCUACGUUAAGGAAGUCAGCAGUGACAAGGAGAACAUGAUCCUGAUAAACAAAGCAGAUUUGCUGAGUGAGGAGCAGCGGGCUGCUUGGGCCCAGUUCUUUGAGAAAGAGGGCGUUAAGGUGGUGUUCUGGUCAGCCUUGGCGGAGUGCGGGAGGCUGGCUGGAGAAGCAAAGGAACUAGACACUGAAGAUUUAGCAAAGGACCUGAGUGAUUCUGAAGAUGAAAGCUCCAGCCAAGAAGAGGACACAACACCAGAUAGUGCAGAAAGCUCAUCCACAGGCAGUGCUUUGCAAACUGUAAACCAAGUUCUGGUUAGUGAUGAUGACAGUAGUGAUGAAUAUGAAGACUGUGAAGAUGAUGAAGAGGAGGCCUGGCAAACCUGUUCUGAAGAUGAAACGGGGGACCAAGUAAAUGCUGUUGCUGCAGGGAGGAUGGAAAGCAGGACUGAUGGUACUGCAGUGCAGCAUGUAGUGCAGGAGCAGAACAGGAACAUCAGGAACUUCAGCCACCUGGUACAGAGAAAUGAACUGCUGGAGAUAUUCAAAACCAUGCACAAUGGACCAAGGGUGAAGGAUGGGGAAGUAAAUGUUGGGCUGGUGGGUUACCCUAAUGUUGGCAAAAGUUCAACCAUCAACACAAUCCUUGGAAAUAAGAAGGUGUCCGUAUCUGCUACACCAGGCCGUACAAAACACUUUCAGACCCUGUAUGUGGAGCCUGGCCUGUGCCUGUGUGAUUGCCCUGGUCUGGUGAUGCCGUCUUUCAUCUCUACCAAGGCAGAAAUGAUUUGUUCUGGAAUUCUACCUAUAGACCAGAUGAGGGACCAUGUCCCGCCCAUUUCUCUAGUUUGCCAGCAUAUCCCACGAAACAUUUUGGAAACAACCUAUGGAAUAAAUAUCAUAAGGCCAAGGGAAGAUGAGGAUCCAGAUCGAAAGCCAACAGCUGAAGAGCUGCUAACAGCAUAUGGAUAUAUGAGAGGCUUUAUGACAUCACAUGGACAACCAGACCAGCCGAGAUCAGCCCGAUAUGUCUUAAAAGACUACGUCAGUGGAAAGCUGUUGUAUUGCCAUCCACCUCCUGGCAUUGACCCAAAUGAUUUUCAACACCAGCAUCAAAGGUGCCCAGAGAACAGAACCGUGCAGGCCAGGGGACCUGUGAAGCCUGAGAAGAACACCAAAGCAAAACAAAUCGAAAAUGUAGUGGACAAAACAUUUUUCCACCAGGAGAACGUUCGCGCCCUGGUGAAAGGAGUUCGGGCUGCAAUGGGAUAUCGGCCCGGCAGCGGCCUUGUGCCCGUGACUACACCCAAUCCUGGGAAUGUGGUAGGAAAGCCCUGGAAAAAACACGGGAACAGGAACAAGAAGGAGAAAAUUCGCAGGAUCACUAAGCACCUGGAGGCUUAGCUGUGGCAUCAAUAUCUGGCAUUUCUGGGGCAGGGAUUGAAUUGUCCUGCAAGCCUGAACUGAAGCGGGGGGAGAAAGAGUAAGUGAGCAUUGCUAGCUCACCUGGGAGCUCCAUGGUAUGGAUUGGUCUGGGCAGUGGGUAAGAGUGGGCUCUGAUAGUUGGAGUUCAUCCCUUCUGAGAACAAAAGAGACCUGGCCGUUCCUGGUAUUUGGAAGCCAGCCAGAUGUUUGACUGCUGCUGAAACAUCCUUUCAAUGGGAGUAGAUGGAGCCAUGUGGGAGUGUUUUUUCCCUCCAAAAAUGAUGUAUUUUAUAAAGCAAGCCCUGUGAAACUGACUAAAAUCUGUGAACAGUUGAAUUUCAAUGAGUGAUGUUUGUUAGAAUUUGAGAAACUAUUGCUCAUCUCCUUUUUCUUUUAUUUUAAAGCUUCUUUGUUAAUUUCACAGAACACUUUAAUGUGUUGAAAAGUGAGGUAAAAGGAUCUUUAUUGCCCUCUUGGUUCUGUGCUAUACCAGCUGUACUCUGUAGAAUCUGGUGCUGAAACCACUCCCUGUCUGCCAGGCUUAAGACAGAGCACAGGACACUGUGCAAGGAAAAUGCUGCUUUAUGUCCUUCACACUGAGCUGGUAUCAGUUGUUUUUCUGUGUGACUUCCCAUUCGUACUUUAAAACAUUAGCUCCGUGUGACUGGCCAAAAAUCUGGUGCUAAUUUGUCCUAUAAUAUAUUUGAGAUUUUACUACCUU